AUGGAAAUUAAAAUGAAAUUAAUGUUUCUAAUUUAUCUGAUACAUGUAACAACAGCUCAAGGGCAAACAUUUAGGAACGAAAACACCGGCGAUGAUGUAAGAAAAAGCAGGGAAACAGAAAGCGAACGAAGUACAAGUGAAACGGGAUCGGAAUUCGAACGUCGCAAGUCUGGCCAAACAGGUUUGGAGACAAUGACGAUGACUGGAACUUCUAGAUCUCAAUAUAAACACAGAAAACAAGGACAGGUCAAAGCUGUUGGAAAAUUCCGUUCACGUGGAAUGGGUAGAUAUGGUUUAGUGUCAUCAGAAUCUACAUAUUAUGUAAUUGAAGGCAAGUUCGAUAGAUAUGGUCGAAAGAGACCUACUAAGUCGAACUUCAAAACUCGAGGAAAAGAAAAAAAAUAUUCUAAAAAAAUUGUUGAUAAUCAAUUCGAUAUUAAAGGUGGUUUAAUUGAAGAACGUAAAUAUAAACGAACUGGUGAUUAUCAAGCGAAUGGUACUCAUGUUUAUAUUGAUCUUCAAUCUGAUCGCCAGAAAUCUUCGUCUUCAAGAGUAAAGCAGAAAGAAGACAGAAGUAGAGAUGAGAAAACAGAGAAGAAAAUGUCGGUUAACAGAACCACAUUAGAUUCUUUCAAUGGUCCUGGAAAAUAA
Schistosoma curassoni is the source of this 651-nucleotide messenger RNA. The record is from the annotation of a GenBank genome assembly. NCBI's taxonomy places the organism in Eukaryota, Metazoa, Platyhelminthes, Trematoda, Strigeidida, Schistosomatidae.